Molecule: messenger RNA, 438 nt
Organism: Geodia barretti
Lineage: Eukaryota; Metazoa; Porifera; Demospongiae; Tetractinellida; Geodiidae
Source: the annotation of a GenBank genome assembly
CCAUGAUGGACUAUAUAGCUGUGAUCGACCGGCUCAGCUCAACUGAUUGGGUGAGAGGGAGCGUACUACACCGCUGGCGGGAGUGAAAAGAUGAUGAUUACACGACGAAACCAAAGACUGAAACUUUUCUUUGCCUUCAUUCUCGGAUCUGCGCUAACGGCCACGCUAUUCAGCGCCGCCUGGCUGGAUGUUGGGUGGUGCGGUAAACCUUGCAGCAGAAGCUCCAGGCAUCGUCUGAGAGGUGUACUGGGGAUACUGGGAGCGACGUCAGCAUCGAAGACGCUGCCUAAGCCGUACUAUUCCAGGGAAGCCAAACCUACUGUAAACCAACCGUCUUCCACGCCAGCCGGCAUCACGACAACAACAACAACGUUGGGAGCACCUAAGGCAUCCUUUUCCAAACCCAUAAGUCUUCUACUUACUCAAUACCAAGGCUAA